This is a messenger RNA of Spinacia oleracea (spinach), 2646 nucleotides long. RefSeq lists its product as uncharacterized. Gene Ontology annotation, cellular component: cytosol. The transcript has 2 exons. Gene Ontology annotation, biological process: regulation of translational fidelity; 'de novo' cotranslational protein folding. Lineage: Eukaryota; Viridiplantae; Streptophyta; Magnoliopsida; Caryophyllales; Amaranthaceae. The coding region runs from base 374 to 2353 and encodes 659 amino acids. Gene Ontology annotation, molecular function: Hsp70 protein binding; ribosome binding. The record is from RefSeq and is a predicted model, not a curated record.
UAAAAAUAAAUUCUCAUAACCAAAGUAAUACAAAUAAAAUGUCGCAAAAAAAAAAGAAAAAAAAAAAGAAUUGAAUAUUCUCUCUCCUAAAACUCUAACUAGCAGCUGCUCUUAUAUCUGGUUCUUACUUCCUGGUCCUUGUGCCGCCUCCAUCUCUUAAAACCCUAACUCACUCUCCUCUAACAAAACCAGCAUCUUCUAGUUUUAUCAUCACCUCCAUUCCGCCAACCACUCCUCCUCCUCUUCCGCUGCUAUUCUCGGUGUCGAAGAAACUUUUGUAUUUGCUGGUUUUGCUGAGUUUUGCACUCCGUUUUGCACUCCGUUUUCGUUGGUUGUUUGUGCUCUUGUUUGAUACUGGGGCCAUUAUUAAGAAAUGAUGGCCCAGCAACGGAGUCAUGUUCUACUUAUAUCCUACACACAAGAGCUUAAAGAUGGGAAGCCACUCUAUGUCUCUUCAAAUUGUCUUCCUCUCAAGGUGUCGAAGUUUGAACCUGCUGGCCAUUCUUUUCACUCUGCUGCUCUUAGACUUAGUGGUUACUGUGAAGAAGAUUCAGACAAGGAUGAUGAUAAGAGUGUGUCGAAUGAUAAAGAAACUUUUACUCCUUCUUUUGAGUCCUACAGUGGUAAGAGUAAGAAGAAAUCUGGAGGUGAUGGUAAACAACAACAAGAUCAUUAUGCAUUGUUGGGGUUGGCACAUUUGAGAUACCUUGCAACUGAGGAGCAGAUAAGAAAGAGUUACCGUGAUGUUGCUUUGAAAUAUCAUCCUGACAAACAAGCUGCACUUCUUCUGUUAGAAAAAACUGAAGCUUCAAAACAAGCGAAGAAGGAUGAAAUUGAAAACCAUUUUAAGGCCAUUCAAGAAGCUUAUGAGUUGUUAAUUGACCCUCAAAAAAGAAGAAUGUACGACUCAACUGAUGAAUUUGAUGAUGAAAUCCCCACUGACUGUGCACCACAGGAUUUCUUCAAAGUUUUUGGCCCAGCUUUUAUGAGGAAUAGCCGGUGGUCUGUUAACCAGCCUGCCCCUUCAUUAGGAGAUGAUAAUUCUUCAUUUGAGGAGGUUGAAAAAUUCUACAAUUUUUGGUAUUCUUAUAAAAGUUGGAGAGAAUUUCCACAUGAAGAUGAAUUUGACCUUGAGCAAGCAGAAUCUCGGGAUCAUAAAAGAUGGAUGGAAAGGCAAAAUGCAAAGCUAAGUGAGAAAGCAAGGAAAGAAGAAUAUACCCGGGUACGCUCUCUUGUUGACAAUGCUUAUAAAAGAGAUCCCAGGAUAGCUAAGAGAAAAGAAUUUGAGAAAGCCGAAAAGAAGCGUAAGAAGGAAUCCAAGUUCUUAGCCAAGAAGUUGGAAGAGGAAGAAGCUGCUCGAGUUGCUGAAGAGGAGAGGCUUAAGAAAGAGGAGGAAGACAAAAAAGCUGCUGAAGCUGCUGUGCAACAGAAGAAGGCAAAAGAGAAGGAAAAGAAACUUGUGCGCAAAGAACGCACCCGUCUUCGGUCACUUGCUUCUGAAGUUGCAUCUGGGUCUGCGUUUGACAUAUCUGGGGAUGAUGUGGAAACUCUUUGUAUGUCACUUGAUAUGGAACGGCUCAAGAACCUGUGCAAUAAGUUAGAGGGGAAGGCAAAAGAGGAACAAGUUAAACUUCUCAAAGACUCACUUAGUGGUAAAGUUAGUGAGGAGAAUGGUCCAACUCCGGCACCAAAUCCAACGCCAAAGCCAACUGGUGCGGUGAAAUCAAAUGGAAAUGUGGCAUCUUCUAGUGUCCUUGAAAAGAAAGAGAAGGAGAAAGAGAAGCCUUGGGUCAAGGAAGAAAUAGAUCUCUUGAGAAAAGGUAUCCAGAAAUUUCCAAAAGGUACAUCACGGAGAUGGGAGGUUAUAUCUGAGUAUAUUGGUACUGGAAGAUCAGUGGAAGAGAUUCUAAAGGCAACAAAAACAGUUCUUCUUCAAAAGCCAGACUCGUCCAAGGCGUUUGAUUCGUUCCUUGAGAAAAGGAAACCAGCAGUAUCAAUUUCAUCACCACUUAGUACUAGAGAUGAAGUUCCAGCUGUGAAUGGGCCUGUGAAUGGGCCUGAGUCUGUUCCUGUUCCUGAGCCUGUGGCUGAUGCUACUAGUUCAACAACAACCUCUACCGAUUCUCCAAAUGUAUCUUCUUCAACAGAUAUCCCGUCUGCUUCUUCUGACCCAGAUGUGUGGUCUUCAGUUCAAGAGAGAGCUCUUCUUCAAGCUCUGAAAACAUUUCCAAAGGAAACAGCUCAGCGUUGGGAGCGGGUUGCAGCUGCUGUCCCGGGGAAAACUGUCAACAAUUGCAAGAAGAAAUUAGCUUCACUGAAGGAGACUUUCAGAAGCAAGAAAACGACUGCUUAAAACUUUACCAAAGGGGUAUGGAAUCUAUCUGAUGCAUCAUUAUUAUCAUCAUCAUAAAAUUUUGAUCCAUUAUUUUUAGCUUUGCUUAGGGAUGCUACUUACACUAGAGUGAGGAUUCGUCACUUGUUGGCGAAUGGCGGGUGUUGGUUCAAACAGUAGUACGCAUUUUUUGACGGAUUUAAGCGAUUCUUUUUUGUAAGGUUUACCCAUCCUUUUAACUUACAGGAUACGCUGAUCAUAUAUUAUUAUGCCUUUGAUUUCAAAAGUAACCACCAGAUUAGUUUUAUUUUCCA